GAACGUGGAGUGCCUGCGCCCAUGGCUGGCGCGGUGCUGGCACCGAGCGCGGGCUGGGUGCCGACGCCCAUGACGGGUGGGGUGCCAGCGCCGAGUGCAGGCAUGGAGCUGACGCUGAGGGCAGGCAUGGUGCCGGACAGAACGGAUUCGACAGUGGAGUCCAUGGUCGUCAGGGAGAGGAAGGCAGGGGCACCGCCAAGAGGACAGCGCGCGGGGAGGGGAGGACGUGGCACGAUGGAGUCAUGACACGUUUAGGGUAGAGGGGAGCGGAAGGAAAGUCCCGGGUCAGAUUGAUUCAGGUCUCAUGAUACCAUGUAGAGAGAUAGGAUUGAGGAAAACACCACACAAACUAAUGAGGGGGUGGCCUUUAAUAUAUAGCCAAUGUAGCCUGGUAUACAAGGAAUACAAUCAAAUAUACAUGGUAAGCAUAAAUCAGCUAUACAAUCUCUAAUAGUUAUUGUGUAUUGACAGUGAUAUCUUUAAGUUAUCAGAUAUUCAUCGCCCAUGGCCCUGUACUACUUCGGGCUACGGGACACAGCUGCCUCAUAUGCUGUGAUCUUCGCAAGUAUGACUCCCCUCGUUACUUUCGUCCUGUCCAUACUGCUUGGGUAAACACCAUUCUCCUCUAAUAUAAAACGCUUACCAUACAACCUUGUCCUUGAAUAAGUUUGAAUUAACAGAUUUGCCAAAUUUUGUCAGCCAAUGAAAUAUGUGAUCACCAUAUACUGUUAUCUUACAACUUACAAGCUUCACACGCACAUGUUUUUUUUUCCCCUAAACCUAAUAAUCAUUCUUGUUGAGUUGAAAUUAUACCACUUUAAGCAUCUAGAAAUGCACCCCUGUCAAAGUGAAUUUCAUCAGUAUGUAUAUGCCUUCUGCAGCAUGGAGAAACUGCGCCUCAGGUCCAAAGAGGGCAGUUCAAAGGUUACUGGAGUAAUGGUUUGCUUUGGUGGGGCUCUACUGAUAAGUCUCUACAAAGGAAAAGUUCUGCUGCUCUGGCAUGCAAUUGUAAGAGCAGGCCAUAAGGAUUCCAAUGGAGCUGCUGGUCAACACCAUUUGAGAGGCACCUUGCUUUUGUUGGGUAACUGCAUAUGCUAUGCAUGUUGGUACCCCAUACAGGUGAAAGUUCUAGGCGUAUACCCAUGGAAACAUUGGUCUUCAGUGGUGACCUGUUUUUUCGGAGGUCUGCAAACAUUUGCCAUAGGAAUAAUCAUGAGAAGGGACAAAGUUGCCUGGCAAAUAGGAUGGAAUUUUCAACUACUCACCAUUGUCUACUCAGCUGCGCUUGGCACAGCAGCCAAGUAUUGGCUGAAUCUGUAUGCUGUGGAAAAACGAGGCCCUGUGUACCCACCAAUGUUCAGCACAUUAUCUGCAGUGUUCAUCAUAAUUCUAGGAACACUAUUACUAGGAGAGAGCCUCACUGCUGGGAGCUUGUUGGGCAGUUUCCUGGUUUUGAGCGGCCUUUAUAUAUACAUCUAUGGAAAGGCCAAGGAACCACAAGCGAAGACUACGUCAGGAUCAAGGGACAAGGAGCUUCAGGUGUAGCCUAUGCGUGGUUCAACGAGUGAAGAUACAACAUCUGGUCCUUGAUAUGGCGAGACUGACUGUGGGUGUCAGAUCUGGUCAAUAAGGGGAAAGUAUUCUAGAAGACUGAUUAAAACCAUAUGUGCAUAGUGGUUUCCUAGCGAUGAAGAAAUGAUGUAUGGCAGAUCUAUAUCGUCCAACUAUAGCUAUGAUACAGUACCAACUAAUGCAAGCACUAAGGUAACUUGUGCUAAAAAUAUAUGCGCCUACCACUCUACAUUCAAAAUCCACCACAACUUCCACGCUCAUCUGAACUGUCCCCUACAACAGAUGUAUAAUUGAUUUCCAUGUUCUGAAAGUUGGGUAUGGAUCUCUAGGGUGUCCUCCAUCAUGUACCCCCUUAGUUUGGGGCUUUGGGCCAAGCCUGCGUGCUUUUUUCUCAUAAUCAUAGCCUACUCUUGGCAUGAAAAAUACCUAGCCACCAGCUUUCCCCCUGCAUCACCCUAUCCGACUACCCCAUCACUCCCCCACACCGUCCCUCGCCAACCUCUCUGUCCCAGCUGCUGCCCCCCAUCUCCUCCUCUACUGCUGACACCAGGAUUAGACACGACGACGAGAACUGCUCCCUUUCUUGUGCCACCCAUACUAUGCUGUUUGCAUAAACAACCUUCCUUAGCUAUUGAACCCACGCAAAACUUCAGGGAAAACAUCAAAGACCGGUAAGGGAUAUCAUUAGAUUGAUAUGAAGGUCCUAGUUAUGU
Molecule: messenger RNA, 2285 nt
Organism: Setaria italica (foxtail millet)
Lineage: Eukaryota; Viridiplantae; Streptophyta; Magnoliopsida; Poales; Poaceae
Product: WAT1-related protein At5g64700
Exons: 4
Coding region: 703-1545 (280 amino acids)
Cellular component (GO): plasma membrane
Molecular function (GO): transmembrane transporter activity
Source: RefSeq, a predicted model, not a curated record